Bactrocera tryoni is the source of this 956-nucleotide messenger RNA. RefSeq lists its product as uncharacterized. The record is from RefSeq and is a predicted model, not a curated record. NCBI's taxonomy places the organism in Eukaryota, Metazoa, Arthropoda, Insecta, Diptera, Tephritidae. The transcript has 3 exons. The coding region runs from base 80 to 907 and encodes 275 amino acids.
UUUUUGAUGUUGUAUACACAACAAAAAGAGGAAACCAGCAGCCAGUUUGAUGAACCAAUCGUGAACAAAGGACUAUGCAAUGGAAUCUUCAAUAACUGCUCUGGCAGAAAGUAAUUGGAAAAGGGUUGGAGGUUGUGAACUAUUACAAACCCUACAAACUAGAAUAACGCAUGAGGACAUUUUCAUAAGGCCUUCUUUGCAUGAAAUUAUAAGAGAUGAAAACGCAGUUCUCCUUAAGAAAGGGGAAUCCAAUGAUGCAUGCGAACUUCUGGUUCGUUUGAAGCGGCCUUUUUAUAAAAUUGACUCCUUAUCUUUGGUGUGUACAACUCCAAAACUGGAACUCUUUCUGGGACCACUUAAAGAAUAUGCAGAGACUUUGUACGGAGAAAUUGCUGACGAUGAGGAUGAUAAUGACGAUGGUGAAGUAUUCUCCUACAGAUAUGAUAUUGAAGUGCAGAAAUCAGGCAUUACUGAAUUAUUACUUAAGUUGCUUACACCAUCCGACGAUAUCUGUAUAUUUGGUAUUUUAAUACAAAUGGCACCCAAUCCCAAUGGCAUAACAACGGGAACAGAAAUUAAUAUGGAAAAUGUUCAGAAGAUGCUGAACACAGGACAGAAAAUAUCACCAAAUGCUGAGAAGUGCAUGCUAUUUAUGCAAACGGCCAAACAAAUGCAAGGUAUGGGAAACGUUCAAACUAACUCAACACUUUUAGAACACAUGAAACAGGCACUGGCCAACCGAGAGACGCCUUCAUCGGAACUGGAAGCUGCAUUAAAGACUCACAUAGAUAAUAAGUUUGAACAAUUAGAGCGUAAGAUUACUACACAUUUAAAUACGGUGCUAUCUGAGCAAAACGAAAAACUCGAUAAAAUUUUGCAAAUUAUGGAAAAUGGAAAACUUAAUUAACACAUAUAAUUUUUUUAAGUUCAAUUUUAAUAAAGUGACAAUGAAAGUA